AAUAUAUUCAGACAAGGAACGAGUUCAGUGUACAAUGCUCUUUGGAAAGGAAGGAGAAAGCAAAUCAAUACACAGUGAAGCGACUGGAAUUUUUAUACAAUAAUGACGGACAAGAGUGCCGCCUUGGAAGGGAUCAAGAAUGAAACAGUUGAUCUUGAGCGUAUACCAGUGGAUGAAGUGUUUGAACAGUUAAAAUGUACAAGAGAAGGGUUAUCAUCAGAAGAAGGGGAACAGAGGCUUCAGAUCUUUGGCUAUAACAAGCUCGAGGAGAAACAUGAAAGUAAAUUACUCAAGUUCUUGGGUUUCAUGUGGAAUCCAUUGUCAUGGGUUAUGGAAAUUGCUGCAAUCAUGGCCAUUGCUUUGGCUAAUGGAGGGGGAAAACCACCAGAUUGGCAAGAUUUUGUUGGCAUUAUGGUAUUGCUUGUUAUCAAUUCCACCAUCAGUUUCAUAGAAGAGAACAAUGCAGGCAAUGCUGCUGCAGCACUAAUGGCCAAACUUGCUCCCCAGGCAAAGGUGUUGAGAAAUGGGAAGUGGGGUGAGCAAGAAGCAACGAUUCUUGUUCCUGGCGAUGUGAUUAGUGUUAAGCUAGGAGAUAUCAUCCCAGCCGAUGCUCGUCUCUUGGAAGGAGAUCCUCUUAAAAUCGAUCAAUCUGCACUAACCGGUGAAUCCUUGCCAACCACAAAAUAUCCAGGUGAUGAAGUCUUUUCAGGCUCCACAUGUAAACAGGGUGAGCUUGAAGCAGUUGUCAUCGCUACCGGAGUUCAUACCUUCUUUGGAAAAGCAGCUCACCUUGUAGACAGUACCAAUCAAGUUGGCCAUUUCCAAAAGGUAUUGACAGCAAUUGGAAACUUCUGCAUAUGCUCGAUCGCUUUGGGAAUCUUGGUAGAGAUCGUGGUGAUGUACCCGAUUCAGCAUCGUCGAUAUAGGGAUGGAAUUGACAACUUAUUGGUCCUUCUGAUUGGAGGAAUUCCUAUUGCAAUGCCAACUGUUUUAUCCGUUACAAUGGCAAUCGGGUCUCAUCGUUUAGCCCAACAAGGCGCUAUUACAAAGAGGAUGACUGCUAUUGAGGAAUUGGCUGGAAUGGAUGUUCUCUGUAGUGACAAGACAGGGACACUGACCUUGAACAAGCUUACAGUAGACAAGAAUCUUAUCGAGACCUUUGCAAAGGAUAUAGACAAGGAUAUGGUUAUUCUUCUUGGAGCAAGAGCUUCUAGGGUCGAAAAUCAGGAUGCUAUUGACGCUUGUAUUGUCGGAAUGCUGGCAGAUCCUAAAGAGGCAAGAGCUGGAAUCAACGAGGUACAUUUCCUACCGUUUAAUCCUGUUGGAAAACGAACAGCCAUAACUUAUAUUGGUGGUGAUGGGCAAUGGUAUAGAGUUAGCAAAGGAGCACCAGAGCAGAUUAUUGAGCUGUGCAAUCUAAAGGAAGAUGUGAAGAGAAAAGCUCAUGAUAUCAUUGAUAAGUUUGCUGAUCGUGGUCUACGUUCUCUUGCAGUUUCUCAACAAACUGUACCGGAGAGGACUAAGGAAGGUGAAGGUGGACCAUGGGUGUUUGUGGGUAUAUUGCCUCUCUUUGACCCGCCAAGACAUGACAGUGCAGAGACAAUCCGUCGGGCCUUAAAUCUUGGAGUGAAUGUCAAGAUGAUUACCGGUGAUCAGCUAGCCAUUGGCAAGGAAACUGGACGUAGGCUUGGCAUGGGAACCAACAUGUAUCCUUCUUCAUCCCUCCUUGGCCAACACAAGGACGAAAGUAUUGCAAAUCUACCCAUUGAAGAACUCAUUGAGAAAGCUGAUGGCUUUGCUGGUGUCUUCCCUGAGCAUAAAUACGAGAUUGUGAAGAAACUUCAAGAAAGGAAACAUAUUUGUGGGAUGACUGGAGAUGGUGUAAACGAUGCUCCUGCAUUGAAGAGGGCAGAUAUUGGUAUUGCAGUUGCGGAUGCUACAGAUGCUGCAAGAAGUGCUUCUGAUAUUGUCCUCACAGAACCAGGACUGAGCGUCAUUAUAAGUGCAGUCUUAACAAGCAGAGCAAUUUUCCAGAGAAUGAAGAACUACACUAUCUACGCUGUUUCCCUCACCAUUAGGAUAGUAUUGGGUUUCAUGCUCAUCGCCCUCAUAUGGAAAUUCGACUUUUCACCUUUCAUGGUUCUAGUUAUCGCCAUCCUAAACGACGGAACCAUCAUGACUAUCUCCAAAGAUAAGGUUAAACCCUCUCCCUUGCCCGAUUCAUGGAAGCUCAAGGAGAUUUUUGCAACCGGGAUUGUUCUUGGAACAUACCUGGCAGUUAUGACUGUUGUUUUCUUCUGGCUUGCUGUUGAGUCGGAUUUCUUCUCAGAUAAAUUUGGUGUAAGAUCGAUUAGGCGUAGUCCAGAAGAGCUUACUUCGGCUCUGUAUCUCCAAGUGAGCAUUGUUAGCCAGGCUCUUAUCUUUGUGACUCGAUCAAGAAGCUGGUCAUUUGUUGAACGGCCUGGUCUUCUUCUUCUAACUGCGUUUAUAUUGGCACAGCUGGUGGCUACAUUCAUUGCUGUGUAUGCUGACUGGGGAUUUGCACGCAUCAGUGGAAUUGGAUGGGGAUGGGCUGGAGUAAUAUGGCUUUAUAGUAUAGUGUUUUACAUUCCUCUGGAUAUUUUUAAGUUCAUGAUUCGAUAUGCAUUGAGUGGAAGAGCAUGGGAUAAUCUACUUCAGAGAAGGACUGCAUUUACGACGAAAGAAAACUAUGGUCGGGGUGAGAGGGAGGCACAAUGGGCUUUGGCUCAACGCACAUUGCACGGGCUUCAACCUCCAGACCAUUCAGAACUCUUCAACGAUAAGAACAGUUACCGCGAGUUGUCUGAAAUCGCUGAACAGGCCAAACGUCGUGCUGAGGUUGCAAGGCUUAGGGAGCUUCAUACAUUGAAAGGGCAUGUGGAAUCAGUGGUGAAGCUAAAGGGUCUUGACAUUGACACUAUUCAACAACAUUAUACAGUCUAAUGAUAUAGUAAGAGGAGAAAGAUGAGUUUGAUUGAAGAAGAAGUAUAUUAUAACUCCUCAGAAGUUGGCAGAAAUGAGAAGUAGAAAACAGAAAGAAGAAGAAGAAAAAGAAGAGGAUGAUGCUGCUGCUGCUGCUAGCUGCUACAGCUUUGUAUCUUCUUUUUAUAUUAUCUUGGUUGUUAAUAAAAGAUAUGAUGAUGAUGAUAAUGAUAAUGUUGAUACCGACUGUAAUGAUGGUCAUAGGGAAAUAAUCCAACUCUUUGAGAUUUGUCUCAAUUGAAGAUUGGUUUGUUGUUGCCAUUUGGAGAGGGUUACUACAUUAGGUGGUUGGGUUCUGUUCUGUUCUAUUCUGUAUUCACCCAUUUUGGGUAUCAUAUAUGAAAUUUAU
This is a messenger RNA of Impatiens glandulifera, 3352 nucleotides long. Its product is annotated as plasma membrane ATPase-like. Gene Ontology annotation, biological process: regulation of intracellular pH; proton export across plasma membrane. Gene Ontology annotation, cellular component: plasma membrane. The record is from RefSeq and is a predicted model, not a curated record. Lineage: Eukaryota; Viridiplantae; Streptophyta; Magnoliopsida; Ericales; Balsaminaceae. The transcript is spliced from 14 exons. Gene Ontology annotation, molecular function: P-type proton-exporting transporter activity; ATP hydrolysis activity; ATP binding. The coding region runs from base 103 to 2964 and encodes 953 amino acids.